This is a messenger RNA of Trichoderma aggressivum f. europaeum, 771 nucleotides long. RefSeq lists its product as uncharacterized. Bases 1 to 771 code for a protein of 256 amino acids. Lineage: Eukaryota; Fungi; Ascomycota; Sordariomycetes; Hypocreales; Hypocreaceae. The record is from RefSeq and is a predicted model, not a curated record. The transcript has a single exon.
AUGCAAUCGGAUAAUCAGGAUUGGCAAGCCAUGUCUAUGGCUGAGCUACGAGAACGCACCUUUAGGGCUGUAGAGGCCCAGAAGAAACGCAAGAUAAUUGAAUACCUUCAAGCUCAACAAGAGAAUGAUACCAUAGACCUUGAUCCAGCUAUCUUGCAGGACUAUAACAGCAAACUCGCACAUAAAACGAAGAAACAAAGUAGCACCGUUUGGGGGAAGAUCCAGCUGCCUACCCCAUCCUUUAAGGGCGAGACUUGGAUGGAAUUACAAAUCUACAUUACCGAAUUAAACAGCCACUUCGAACUUAGAUCUGGUCAAUUCAAAGACGACAAGCAGAAGAUUCAGUAUGCUAGCAACUGCUUGAAGGGGGUUAUGAAGCCUAGAUGGACCUGCUAUUAUAACGGGGAUCUCAAUCGAUCAUACGGCAACAUGACUUACCCCGAGUAUCUGGAGUGGUGUGAGAGCUGUAUCAAAGAUGCGGAUAAUCUGGAGUGGUGUGAGAGCUCUAGCAAAGAUGCGGAUACCCGGUCUUUGGAAGCAACUGCAGUGCUAGAUCGCAUGCAGCAACGAGAGAAUGAACGGUUUCAAAGCUUCUUCUACCGCUUCGAGAUGACCCUUGGCGAGAUUCCGGUCCCGCUGCCUGAUGAGUUCCGGAUUGCUUGGCUGAUACAGAAGUGCUUGCCGGAGAUUAAGAAGAAUAUCCUUAACCAAGGGUUCCCUGCUACCUGGCAGCAACUUCGCAAUAAGGGGAUAAUAGCAGAGAUUAUUUAG